This is a messenger RNA of Etheostoma cragini (Arkansas darter), 4295 nucleotides long. RefSeq lists its product as uncharacterized. Lineage: Eukaryota; Metazoa; Chordata; Actinopteri; Perciformes; Percidae. The record is from RefSeq and is a predicted model, not a curated record. The transcript has 10 exons. Bases 354 to 3617 code for a protein of 1087 amino acids.
UAUGCUUCUUUGUAGCUGCUAACUGAAGAUAGAAGUAUUUUAUGCAGAUACAUAUGUUUUUUCAGCGUGCUCGUUUUGGAGUAACGUUAGUCAGUUCGCUGUAUAUACGGAAUUUUACAACCAACCAUGCCAACAAUUAAAGUUAGCUAAUCAAUGCAACGUUUUAUAGUUAGCUAGCUAAAUUAACUAAAAACAGAAAAUGGUACCACACUAGCUACUUGCUAACUUACGUACAUUUGGUAGCGUUAGGCGUGCAUAUAACUACAACGGUUCAGUUAUAUCUGGCCAUCCCCUACUGCCCCGUUUCUAAGGAAAUAAAAGACUCUCAAGCAGGAAAGUGAUGGUAAUGGAGAAUGAUGGAUGACCUGACAUCAAAUAAUAGCCACAUACCCUGUCAGUCAUGGGCGGGCCAGAAUGGCUGGUCCACUGCUUCAACUCAAGGACCCCACCUCAACCCUCUGCCCAGCUCUCAGCGUUUCAGCCUCAGGUCUUCUUCUAGACAGAGACCCUCCUACGACCACCUGCAGGCGUCCAAUCAGAGCUGUAUGAGCGACCUCGGCACCAUAUCAUCCAGAAACGACCCUCAUCACUCUGCUCUGUACAAAGACUCUCAGAUUUGCAACAGUCCGUCCCCCAACACACAGUUUGCCAUCCCGAGUGCCUCUCACAUUAUUUCCUUCGCCCAGCAAAGUCCUCACACGUCAUCAAUGCUGCUGAAUGCAAACCAAGAAAAACAUACAUCCGCACCAUCUCUUCACCAAACAAACCAAGCUCCACAUCCUUGUAGCCCCCAAAAUCUACAACUUCCCUUGCCACACGACUCUUACAAAGCGCCAUUUCAACCUCCAGUAACCAAUAGACUGCAAAGUCGGCCCAUUAGCCAGCGUUCAUGUGGACAACUUGUAAAUGCAUCUCAAGCUACUUUUGAAGGCGCGUAUGUGGAGUUUGCUCGUGUUGCUGGGCGCACUCACAGCCAUGCCUCAUCCCCCCCUGAGGAGCAGCAUCAGUGGAAACCUUCAUCACACUCCAGCAGAGCUGUGAACAAGUCUGUCCCUGAUGCAGCCUCUCAUCCUAACAAAGAGCCCCUGAAAGAGGGCGACAUUAGUCCCCAGGCCGACAAUGAGAAACGUUUGGAGCUUUUACAUCAGCGCGCCCACCUACUUCAACAAUUGGCAGAGUUGGAUGCACUUCUGGAAUCAACACCUCCAGAGGACAGCAGUAAAGGGCAGUCUCCACACACAGCUGCUCAGUCUCAAUCAGUGGAUCAUUCAUCUCGAUGUGAAGAAACUACGACAAGUGAUGCACAUCAGUCGGCAGCAAAGUCAAAGUCACAGUCGCAUCCCCCAUCACCUGCCUCUUGUGAUGAACAAAGUGAGACCUGUGACACACCAGAAGAUCCCGUGUCAGCGGCAGAAUCAGAGAAAAUAGAAAAUUCCUCAGUCAACUCAGAGGAUGACGGUGAUCCUGAUUACUUGCCCGCCAGAGAUGGUGACGUCUCGGAUGUCCCUGAUGGGGGCUCUUCAGAUGAAUCCAGUCACAGCAGACCCUCGACUCCUACUGAUGAAAAGCCUUCUCUGCCUGGGAAAAAAAGGGCUAAAUCAGCAAGUUUUUUGUUUAAGGACAACGGAGCCAGUCCUCCAAAACAGAUACGUGUAAUUAACUGGAAGAAGUCUUCCGAAACUGUAGUGUUGCCCAUUUCAGGUUCUAAGGCACAGCGUGUUUACGACAGGAGGAACUAUUGUUUGUUUUGCUCUAAGCCAGUAUCUAAAAUGUCGCGGCAUCUCGAGAGUAUCCACAGUGACAAAGCAGAGGUUGCAGCUGCAUUCCAGUACCCCAAACAUUCCAGAGAAAGACAAAAGAUAUGGAACAAAUUAACAAAUCAAGGAAACUUUGCACAUAAUAAAGAUGUCUUGAAAACAGGGAAGGGAACACUUGCUGUCCGGAAAAGGCCGAACACAACUCAAAAAGCCAGAGACUUUGUUCAUUGUCUUUAUUGUCAAGGUCUUUUUCUAAAGACAGCCUUGCACAGACACAUUAAGUUUUGCCCAGAGAGAGAUAAGAAGGAAAAUGAAUUGGUGACCAGAAGAAAGAGUUUUGCAUUUCACUGUGUGCUUGAAACCUAUGGAGAACUUGGCGUAAGUGAUGGUUUUAAGGAGGUUCUGUCAAACAUGGCAUACGAUGAUGUGACACAAGCUAUCAUGGAGGACGAGGUUAUUUUGCAGUUUGGCGAGCUCCUCUUUAACAAGCACGGAUCUGAUCCGAAGAAACAUGAUUAUAUAAGACAAAAUCUUCGGCAAAUAGCAAGACUUGUCCUCGAAGCUCGAAAAAUAACCCCUUUGGAGAAACUACAGGACUUCUUUCUCCCGUCGAGCUUCCCACAUGUGGUGUCUGCAGUGAAUGUUGUGGCAGGCUACGAUCCAGAAAACAAAACACACAGCAUUCCUUCACUUGCCAUCAAACUUGGCUACUCCCUACAGAAGACCUGUAGUAUUGUUGAGGCUAACGCGCUGAAAUGUGGCAAUGCAAGUCUGGUAGAGUCCGCACAAAACUUCCUCUCUGUGUACCAGAAAGAAUGGAACAAGCUGAUUUCCGCAGGUGCAUUAAAAACACUCAGGGACAUAAAAUUGAACACAAAGAAGAAGGUGCCAUUUGCUCAAGAUGUAAAGGUAUUGAAUUUCCACAUGGAGAAUGUUCAUUCUCUUGCUGAAAAAAAACUCAGAGACAGCAAUUCUGCAGAAAACUAUGCUGCUCUGGCAAGGGUAAUACUUUCUCGGAUUAUACUUUUUAAUAGGAGAAAAGCCGGAGAGGUAUCGUCGGUGCAACUAAAGGCUUUCAUGUCCCGGGAAAAGUCAAACUCGCAUGAUGCCGUGGACCCCUCCGCCUCAAGUUUGGAAAAAAAAAUGUGCAGGUUCUUCACAAGAGUUGACAUACGAGGGCAAUGUGGAAGAAUGCUCCCUGUUUUACUGAAACCGUCAUUCGUGUCAGCUUUAGAUCUUCUUGUACAGCUCCGCGAGACGUGUGGAGUCCCCAGUAAGAAUCCUUUCCUGUUUGGCCGUCCACGUUCACCGUCUGCCUACAAUGGGGCCGCUUGCAUACGCACAUACGUCAAAGCAUGUGGAGCUAAAGACCCUGAAGUCCUGACAGUUGCAAGGAUCCAGAAGCAUUACACAACAAUGCUACAGAUGAUUAACCUGGAUAAAAAUGAGGCCAUCCAAAUUUUAGGCCCUAACAAUAAAGUUCAAAGCCUCCGAGAGGACAGCGGCAUGCAGCUGGAUGAUGUGGAAACGGACUCUGAUGAUCAUCAUGAACAAACACGUGGAGCAGCAACACGCGCCAACAUGACUGCGCCACAAAAAUCUCUCAAGUCGAGCAAAAAAGGCUCCCAAAAUAAUGGAAAUGGAAAACAGAAAUGGGAGGAAGCAGAGAUUCUUGCUGUUGAAAGACACAUGAUGGCAUUAAUUAAAGGACACAAGGUGCCUCAGAAGAGCGACUGCAUUCAGUGUCUUGAGGCUGAGCCAGAAGCACUGAGGACCCGUUCAUGGAAAGGUGUAAAGGACUACGUCAGAAACAGGAUCACUGCCCUAAAAAGACAAAGCGGAACUUCCAAAAGUACCUAGAUACUGCAGUAGCAGAUUUAAAUUGAGUUAUUGGCCAAAACAAAUGAAUGUUGAUCAUAGCGCCCCCUAAUGGCCAAUCUUCGCCAAAUUUGGUACAAGGUAUCGCAGAGGCACCCUGAAUAAUAAUUAAGUGGAACCACAGCAGAGGUCUUUAUAAAUGGGAUAUUUUUUGUUAAUCUUCACCUUUCUCUGUUACUCUUUGUCAUUCAGUCAGUCAGUCUCCAUCUAGUUUAUAUUGACGACUUUUUUUCCGGAUUGUUCCGUUGCCGCCAGAGGGUCCAUGUUUUCAGGCGGUUGCCCUUCACCUUCUGCUUUCUUGUGUUGGCCUUCUAAGCUCUCAUUCUCAUCACGCUCACAACAGCCAUUUUAAUUCCACAUGGCGCCUUCCUACGUGCACAUUCCACCAAAACAAGUUCCUUCUCUAGGCUAUUUUGCAGAGGCAUUGUACCUGCGUCCAGAGCUUAGUGCCAGUUAAGACGAUUGUGAUUGCAAUUGGUUUAAAGAAUUGUCAGUUAACCAGAAUUCCAGAAUGAUGUGUGGACUAGCCAGACUCUCCUCCGCAGCACUGUGGAGGAAGGUCUGGCAAUGCGAGACUAAUCUCCAUCUAUGUCUCUUAUGCAACAUAGUGAGCGUUUGCAUCCAUCAGGGUGCCCAAGAAUAAAUGGCUAAUUCAUCUUU